This is a messenger RNA of Thalassophryne amazonica, 1035 nucleotides long. RefSeq names its product homeobox protein Nkx-2.5-like. Gene Ontology annotation, biological process: regulation of transcription by RNA polymerase II; cell differentiation. Lineage: Eukaryota; Metazoa; Chordata; Actinopteri; Batrachoidiformes; Batrachoididae. Gene Ontology annotation, cellular component: nucleus. The record is from RefSeq and is a predicted model, not a curated record. Gene Ontology annotation, molecular function: RNA polymerase II cis-regulatory region sequence-specific DNA binding; DNA-binding transcription factor activity, RNA polymerase II-specific.
AUGUAUGAGGUCUUGUGCCCCAAACUGAUACUUAAAUCGUGUAAAUAUUACCAGGAAGGAGGUCGAGUCUGUUGGUCUCCAUAUGACAGCCCAAUAGCUCUUGACCAUGUUCCCAGCUCGAGUGCGUCCACUCCCUUCUCUGUCAAGGACAUAUUAAACUUAGAGCAGAGCCACAACGCGAUGGUGUCUUCUGUGGAUGUUUGUUCCCGGUGGGACUGCACCGUGCCAACCUCCUCCUGCAUGCUGGCGCGCCUGAAGCAGGAGCCCCUCCGUGACCCGCCGCCCGCCGCGUCCCUGUUUGGAGAAAAAGUCCAGGAGGCCAAAAGCAGCAGAGGAACCGCUGCUGCCUUUUAUGGCAAAUCAUUCCUAGAGAUGGACAUAGUCAAGGAUGGAAAAUCAGAGGGAAAUCACUGCAGGAAAGGUAAAAAUUGUGCCGGGUUAAGGAGUUCACUUCUCCGGCCAGCCGGUGACGACCUAAAGUCCGAGGAUCAGGGCCGAGCCAAGCCUCGGAGGCGCAGGAAGCCCCGGGUCCUCUUCUCCCAGGCCCAGGUGUACGAGCUGGAGCGUCGUUUCAAGCAGCAGAGGUACCUGUGCCCGGAGAGAGAUCACCUGGCCGGCGUGCUCAAACUCACCCCGACCCAGGUCAAGAUCUGGUUCCAGAACCGGAGGUACAAGUGCAAGCGGCAGCGGCAGGACCAGAGCCUGGAGAUGGUGUCUCUGCCACCGCCGCCCCGGAGGGUGUCGGUGCUGGUGCGCGACGGGAAGCCGUGCCUUGCGGAAUCAGCGGCGUAUAGUCCGUCCUACAGCAUGGCGCACAUCAACCACUUCACCUGCAACAACUACACCCCGUUCAGUAACUACACGGGCCCGGCCUGCAACACGAACUACCCCUGCAAUUAUCCUGUACCCGCGAUGCAAAGCAGGCAAACGUCUCCGGGCGACGGCUACGUGAACUUUGGGGAGCUGAAUAACGUGCAGAACACGUUCAGCUCCAGCAGCGGCUUGUCCUCGUUACACGGCAUCAGGACUUGGUAA